GCUCUGCUACCUCGGUCUGUCAGGGCGGUGAUCUCUCUCCCUCUCUCUCACACACAGUGCUUCUGUGUGUCUCUCUAUCUCUCUCUCUCUCUCUGGGAAAAACCCGAGCAGGAGGAGAGCAGCAGAAGGGGGGAGGAGGAGGUCUCCUUCUUCUUCUUCUUCUUCCGAUACAGCGGCGGCAGCAGGAUAUUUAGAAAAAUAAAUCAAAAAACCCACGCACCAAACCCCCCGGUGCGGAGCGGCAGAGGAAGAAAAAAAAACACACGGAUGUGCCUCCGAAAGCGCAGCGGAUACCGCCCUCCGGACCUUAUUAAUGCCAAGAUUGAGAGGUCCGAGGCAGAAGGGGGGAUGACAUGCAUGUGUCCGGCCUGCUAACAUCGCUGACGACUCGCACACUAACCGACUGCCCGCCCUCACGAUAUGACGGACGUACUGUACACAGGUCCGAUCCCGGCCGAGCGAGAGGGCGAGCUGGCCAUGGGGGGAGGUCGCAGCGAGACCUCGGCACUGAGCGGGACGGGAGGGGGGCGAGACGUGACCACGACCCAGAAUUCCCAACGGCCCAACGCCUGCUGUUUCUGCUGGUGCUGCUGUUGCAGCUGCUCAUGUCUCACUUUCAGGAAUGAAGAGGAGAGGAGGAAGAGGAGGAGGAAGAGAAUAUCACAAGACACCAAGAUGGAAACCAUACCAAACUGUGAAGCUUGCACCAAACCCUCAGUGGAAGAGAUCCGGCUCUGGUCUCAGUCCUUUGACAAGCUGAUGAGGAACCCGGCGGGUCGAAAUGUUUUCCGGGAGUUUUUGCGGACAGAGUACAGUGAAGAGAACAUGCUGUUCUGGCUGGCCUGCGAAGACCUCAAAAAGGAAAUCAACAAGGGCACCAUCGAGGAGAAGGCACGCUCCAUCUACGAGGACUACAUUUCCAUACUGUCGCCAAAAGAGGUGAGUCUGGAUGCCCGGGUACGAGAGGUGAUCAACAGGAAGAUGCAGGAACCGGCGCCUCACACGUUUGAAGACGCCCAGCUGCAGAUCUACACGUUGAUGCACAGGGACUCCUACCCACGAUUCCUCUCCUCCAGCAUCUACAAGUCGCUCAUUCACGGCGGCUCGCGCACCUCCUCGGAAUCCUAGUCCCACACAUGGCCUCCACCACCUCCUCCUCCUCCUCCUCCUCCUCUGAUCCUGUACUUACAGGAUUGAAUGCCAGACCAUUUCAUAACUUCUUCCGUACUCUCGUUCAAGUCCAAAACUUCUAAAAAAAAAAUGAUCACAGACUCCUCCCGGGACUCCUCAGUUCACCUCUCUUUUCCAAAUCCCAAAUCUCUCCAAUUACUGCCAAGACUUUCUUCUCAUUUCUCUGCUACAUCCUAAACCUUUAGUAACGUUGCCAAGACCUCCACUCUUCUUCUUUUGUUUCCUCUUUUUGCCUCUUCACUCCAGUUGACUCCUCUUUUGUGACUCUCUCUUUCAUGACAUUGUUUCCAUAGUUACCUCUGGCAAGUGUCUUGAAAGGCCUUUCAAAAUAAGAAAAUGAGUUACAACAUAAAAUAACAUGAGUGAGUGUUAAAACUAUAAAAAAGAUUUGUCUGGCAAUAAUUGUGAAAAAGUGAAUUCAAUUAGAAAACAAUGUUGGGACAAGGCGUUAUUUUUUUUGUAAUUUGGACAAAAUAUUGAAAAUUAAAAUUUUACCAGUUUAUACCCAUAAUUUUUUUUAACUCCAGAUUUUUUAUUAAUCAGGAUGAGAAAAAGCAUCUGAAACAUUUAUAUUUUUUACAAUUUUUUUGUGUUAACAGAACCUCAAUUUUGAAAGUCAUGACCUAGUGAUUCAUAGAUUUUAUUUUGUAAAGACCAAUAUUGAUGCAUUUGUGAACAGAACCCGACCAUUGCUGAAUUUUUAAAAGGCCAAUAUCAUUUCCUGAGAGUUGAAUAAAUUCAAUGAUAACGUAUGGACAGAUACUUGAUUUGAUUAUAAUUCAAGGUGCACUUACUAGCUUAUUCUAGGUCUUUCAACCUCAUCUUACAGUCUUCUUCAGUGGAACAGUUUUCUGCACAAACUGUCGAUCUAUUCACUGAGGAAGACUGUGAGAUGAAGUUUAAAGCUUCAGAAAAAGUGUGUGAACUGGUUUUUAAAAAUCAGAUAACGACAUACCUGCCAAUAUCUUUUUUUUAACAUUAACACAAAAUAUUAAACAUUUUUGCUAAGAAUCUCAAGAUUUUACUGUUGGGAAAAAUUGACAUGUUUCAUAAUAACCCCUUACAUAUCUUUGACUUUUCUGUGCUGACGUUUUUUGUUACUUAUCAACUGAUACCAACAU
Thunnus maccoyii (southern bluefin tuna) is the source of this 2312-nucleotide messenger RNA. RefSeq names its product regulator of G protein signaling 19 (gene rgs19). The coding region runs from base 421 to 1128 and encodes 235 amino acids. The transcript has 6 exons. The record is from RefSeq and is a predicted model, not a curated record. Lineage: Eukaryota; Metazoa; Chordata; Actinopteri; Scombriformes; Scombridae.